Molecule: messenger RNA, 792 nt
Organism: Psilocybe cubensis
Lineage: Eukaryota; Fungi; Basidiomycota; Agaricomycetes; Agaricales; Agrocybaceae
Exons: 5
Coding region: 1-792 (263 amino acids)
Source: RefSeq, a predicted model, not a curated record
AUGUCGAAUUCAUCUUCCCGUCUCGAAUCCGCCACUCUCACUGACGGUGCCCAAACGCGAGACCGUCUUCUCAUCCUGAACAAAGUGAUAGACUUAGCAAAACUUUGUACUAACUACAUUAACGAUCAUGAAAAAAACGAAGCGGCGACGGGGCACGACAGUGCUUUGGUUGUCUCCAAGAUAGUGGCGGAAACUUUCGAAGUGUUUCCCACUAAUUUCAAUUCACCUGUCGAUCCAUUAAGCAUAUUGGAUAAACUGUCGACGAAGGUCAACUUGAUGCAGAGCCAAUUUGGUGCUUCUGUGCCCCUAGAUAAUGUAUCAGACGUGGCAGAGAAGUUCUCCUUUAAGAAGGAGGACCUAAAAACAUCAAAGUGGGCACGUAAAGCCCAUCGGAACGAGCCUUCAGCAGCAUUCGACUCGAUUCCCGACGUGCCAUUGAGAAUACAGGGAACGGUUGACAAGAGGAAAAGAAAGGCUGAUGAUAUUGGAUUGAUUGAAGUCAAUGGGGUUGAUCAAGACCCUGUUCCAGAGCAGCUAUCCACUGCUGCACCGACGUACAGGAUCAUAGUCCCCAGCAAUAGGGUAAGCAAUAUACCUGACUCGGACGAAGCGACACCAGUUGCCGCGUCAAGUUCUAGUGAUCCCAAAAAGCGAUUGCAUGACGAAGAACUAUCAGGAAAAGAAAAUGAAGCGGAAGCACCCGUGAAGAAGCGUUCAAAAAAACGCAAAGGGCCUCUGAUAUUCAGAGAAGGGUCGCGAAAGUCGAGUAGAAAAAAGAAGACGCCGGAAUAA